This is a messenger RNA of Fraxinus pennsylvanica, 705 nucleotides long. NCBI's taxonomy places the organism in Eukaryota, Viridiplantae, Streptophyta, Magnoliopsida, Lamiales, Oleaceae. The record is from the annotation of a GenBank genome assembly.
AUGUGGCGGCGAGUGCAGAAUCUCCUCCGAGUCCCUCGCUUGCAUCUAAUCAGAAGCAGACACGUCAUCACCGGCGCGGCGUCGAGCCCGAGCCUGUCGAUAUGGCGUCGGAAGAAGGAGAUUAGUAAGGAGGGGCUAAUGGUGGCCAAGGAACUGAAGCGACUGCAGUGCCAUACUGUGCGGUUCGAGCGGUUCAUGAAAAGCAAUGUCUCCCGCCUCCUCAAAUCAGACCUUGUUGCUGUUCUUGUUGAAUUCCAGCGCCAAAAUCUCGUCUCUCUCUCCAUGAAGUUAUAUGAUGUGGUGCGAAAUGAAACUUGGUACCGCCCAGACAUGUUCUUCUACCGGGACAUGCUUAUGAUGCUUGCAAGAAACAGAAAGAUCGACGAAGCAAGGGUGGUUUGGGCAGAUUUGAAGAGAGAACAAGUUCUUUUUGAUCAGCAUACAUUUGGAGACCUAGUCAGGGCUUUCUUGGACAAUGAAUUGCCGGAUGAAGCAAUGCGUAUAUAUGAUGAAAUGAGAGAGUCACCUGAUCCCCCACUAUCAUUGCCCUAUCGUGUCAUAUUAAAAGGACUCAUUACAUACCCAGAAUUGAGAGAGAAGGUGAAGGAUGACUUCUUGGAACUUUUCCCGGACAUGAUUGUUUUUGACCCACCGGAAGAUCUUUUGGAUGAUCAACAUUGGGAAAGGGAGAGUGAGGAUGACUAG